AUGAGGGAAUAUCCAAGCAACUAUAUUGUUUACAGCAGUUGGCACUUCGUCAAUAUGAAAAAUACCUCUUUUUCCUACAGUUAUCAAAAGUCGAAGUCCAAACCAGGUAGAAAUUGGAAACUGAAAGAGGGGAUUGGAAUCAAAUUUGAUCGAGAUUAUGUAAAAUAUUUUCUUAUUUAUUAUGAACAUUGCCAUCGUAAUUUAAUCUUGCCAUCAUCAAGAUGGUGGUCAAAAUGA
Molecule: messenger RNA, 237 nt
Organism: Echinococcus granulosus
Lineage: Eukaryota; Metazoa; Platyhelminthes; Cestoda; Cyclophyllidea; Taeniidae
Exons: 2
Coding region: 1-237 (78 amino acids)
Source: RefSeq, a predicted model, not a curated record